AUGUUGACAUUUUUGGUUUAUGAACACCAAUGGAUGCCAGAACUUCGCCGGUUUGUGCCUAAUGUUCCUAUAGUUUUGGUUGGAACAAAAUUAGAUCUCCGUGAUGACAAAGCUUAUCUUGCUGAUCAUCAUGGUGCAACAACAAUAACUCCAGCACAAAGAGAAAGGCUGAGGAAACAAACUGGUGCUGCAGCAUAUAUUGAAUGUACCUCCAAAACCCAACAGAACGUCAAAGCUGUAGUUGAUACUGCAAUCAAGGUGGUUCUUCAACCCCCACAAACGAAGGAGUCUGCCAAGAAAAAAACCAAAAGAAGCUCUGGCUGUCUAAUGGCAAAUCUCAUGUGUGGAGGCGGCACAUGCGUGAGCUAGAACUAGCUUCAAACUCUAUCGUCAUGCUGAAAACUGUGACGGCUUGUCCAAGUUAGCAGAAUCUAGUU
Molecule: messenger RNA, 437 nt
Organism: Zingiber officinale
Lineage: Eukaryota; Viridiplantae; Streptophyta; Magnoliopsida; Zingiberales; Zingiberaceae
Product: rac-like GTP-binding protein 2
Exons: 5
Coding region: 1-369 (122 amino acids)
Biological process (GO): actin filament organization; small GTPase-mediated signal transduction; regulation of actin cytoskeleton organization
Cellular component (GO): cell projection; cytoplasmic vesicle; cell cortex
Molecular function (GO): GTP binding; GTPase activity; protein kinase binding
Source: RefSeq, a predicted model, not a curated record